AUGGCCGUGAUUUACUCGCGGGGACCACCUUUUCAAAAACAUUUCAUGUUCAACUAUGCUUUUGUGAUCAAUUUGAUAAUUGUGAUAACGGCCAGCUAUCUCAUGAUCAUGUACUCCAAUCCAUGGUGGUCCACUCUUAUGAAGUUCAAAAUGCCUCCAUCGUAUGAAUACAGGGGUGUAAUAGUUGGUAUAACCACAUUCCACUUCAUUCUGUGCUACCUUUUCGAGAAACAUGUCAUUGGGGAAUAUGUUGAAACCAUUGUUCAGCCCUGGCUGUCUAAGCUGUGCUUAAAGACGGCAACUAAAUAUGAAAUCAUCGAAAGAGAACUCAGUGUCAAUGAAGAAUGGCCUCGCGUGACUAGAAUGGAUAUUGAUCAUUUCAUGGAUAGGGAGGUUGACGUUGAACCAGAUACCGAGUCAGAGCAACCUAUAAAUUCGCUUAAUGAAAAACGCCAGGAAUGUCCUCCUGAAGUGAACGAUCAUGCAAAAAAAGUGUUCCUUCCUAACCCAACUUUGAAAAUGUUUUUAGUAGAAAUUCUCUACCCCCCGCAACAAAAUCCGAUCUCGACCUUCUGA
Messenger RNA from Helobdella robusta, 576 nucleotides. RefSeq lists its product as hypothetical. The coding region runs from base 1 to 576 and encodes 191 amino acids. The transcript has 6 exons. The record is from RefSeq and is a predicted model, not a curated record. Lineage: Eukaryota; Metazoa; Annelida; Clitellata; Rhynchobdellida; Glossiphoniidae.